GUUCACUUGCUUGAAAACAGCUGUUUAUUGGCCUUACUCAUCAAUGACGUGAAUUUUCUGUUUUUAUUAUCUUUAAUCCAUGAUAAGGUAAAUAAAACAAUUUGAAGUAAUGUAAAAAGCGGUAUAUAUUUGCAAUUUACAAGAGGAAAACAAACUUGACGACAGUAGAAUAUAGUGAAUUGUACUCCAGUUAACUUAUUGAAAGUAACUAAAACUAAAAACAAUGGAUCAAAAACCUCCGAUCUACUCCAAAUUUGCCAUCCUAACACGUACAACUGAGAUGCGAAUGCAUAUUUCUGCUGAAGUGCCCUGUGAUCGUCCUUCUGAAGUACAAACAUUUCCUAUGGUGGGUGGAACACUCAUAAAAAUGUAUCAAAGUCAAACGCCAGUAGAAGUUGCAGGCUCCAGAAAAUUUAGUACAGUACAAAUUCUUGACCUGGUGCGUCAGGAACCGAUAUAUGAAAAUCUUUAUGAAUGUCCACAAGAAAAUUUGUUAAAAGUGAGUGAGGCGUUGUGGCCAUAUGUAAUUGCCAUAAUGGAACCAGAACGGCGAUUACAGUUGGUAAAGAAGGUUGAACAUUGUAAAUGGAUAAUAUACUUGAAAAAGAAUGAUUUAGUGCGUGUCUCCGGUGCGUCGUUUGGAAAAAAAUCGACAUUCUACGACUGCAUCAUACGAUACAUUGGCAACGUCGCUGAACUUUAUCCCGUUGGUUAUAUCUUCGGUCUGGAGUUGCUGCACUUAGACAGCGGCUUCUCACCACAGUCCGAGGAUAUUCCUUACUCAAUAAAAUACAUGCAAUGUGAUCCGACACUAUCCAUAUUCUCAACAGCCGAUAAUCUAUUGCAGCUACCAAGUGAGGUUAAGAAAAAGUUUUCUAUGCAAAAUAUCAUCGGAGAGACUCUAACCAAAGUACGUACUGCUAUUGUACCAUCGACUUGUGCGAACGGUGGUGGUGGUGGCGGCAGCAACACAAACUCUUUGCGCAGACAAAAGAAACCAAAAAAGAAGGUAGCCACUUCACAAUUUUAUGACAUUCCAAGUUCUCCAAUUGCUGAAGACAAUAAACUAGUUCCAAACGGUGGGCUUGAUUUCAGCCAACACCACGAAAUGGAGCGGGACAGUAAUAAACCGAAAAAUUUGGAUGAGUUAGAUAACGGUAAUCAAAUUAUAUCGUUAGAAAGUGAUGAAUACAAGCAAAGUAUUGAAAAUUAUGAACGUAGCUUGGAAAGGCAACGUGGUACAACAGCAUCAACAUCAACUGCAACUACAGCAGCACCGGUAGGAAUAUUAAAGCACCGACAUCCGCCCGCUGCUCCAGCAAACAGUGUAGAUGUUGGUAAUAGUAAGGAUGCCGCUAGUGGUACUGUGGUGCACCCAUUAAAUCUAAUGAGUAUGGAAGAUCGCGAUAUAAUUGUUAUUGAUCGUGCCGAUAUACGUGAGUCUACGAAAAAUGAGUCGAACGUUAUUGUGGUGGACAAAAAAAUGCAACAAGAGGUUGAUUUGGCUGAAUUAUUGGGUAGCAAUUGGCCAAUCAAUGCGGGAGGCGCAGCUAGUAUACUAAAUAAUAAGCAACCGCCGAAACAACAGCACACAACUGCUAACGCUAACAUCGAUUCAGUGCAAAUAAAGAGUGUACGUAAUAAAUCACCAAAUCCACUGACACACUUUGGUGGCAUUAAGACUCCCGGCAAUGUUGCUAUGGAUGGUUAUAUUGGCGGUGAGCAGGCAAGCGACAGCAUCGGAACAAAUAAAUAUGCUAAUGCCCGUGAUUCGCCAGUGUAUGACAAUUUGGUUGAUAUCGACACGCCGGCCGAAGUGGAUUUGGUAAAAUAUACGCCCUUGCAAGAUAUACCAGAUACCGCAUUAGGUGUUGGUUCCAUGGUAGAGGUGUCAAUACCAGAGGCGUCAGAGAACUUAUACGGUGUUAUACGUUGGAUUGGCACAGCGCAGGGACGAAAACAAAUAAUGGUUGGUGUGGAGCUGGAAGAGGAUCAGGACGAUCGUACAUUGCCGACCACAAAUGGCACUUACAAAGGCGUGCGUUAUUUCAAAUGUCAUGACGGUCGCGCACUUUUUGUCACUUCUGAUCGUUGUUGCACGGAUCGACGCUUCAUUGAGUUGGAUGGCAAGGCUGCUGCAAAUAUACCGACCGAUUCCAAAAUGUUCGGACAAGUGGAGUGUCCGUCGGUGCCAGGCGCUGUUGCACCGUUAAAAAUCAAAAGUCUGGAGGAGCUGGAGGAAAAUUGUGGCAAGUUUAAAGGUAUACAAGGACAUCAUAAUUCCUGUUAUCUGGACGCAACAUUAUUUGCUAUGUUCACUUUCACGCCGGUCUUCGAUUCGUUGCUUUUCCGACCGCCAGAAGCUGAUGAUAUUCCCAACUAUAUGGAGGUACAAAAGGUAUUGCGCGAAGAGAUCGUUAAUCCGCUGCGUAAAAAUGUGUUCGUGCGCGCCGAUCGUGUCAUGAAAUUACGCCAGCUGUUAGACAAGCUUAGCUCCGUUAGUGGUCUGACCAGUGAAGAGAAAGAUCCAGAAGAAUUUCUUAAUAGUUUGUUGGCGCAAAUAAUGCGUGUAGAACCCUUUUUGAAGCUGAGUUCGGGUCAGGAUGCCUACUUCUAUCAGCUGUUCGUGGAAAAGGAUGAACAUUUGUGUUUCCCCACAGUACAACAACUAUUCGAGCAGAGUUUUCAUUCAUCCGAUAUUAAACUGAAGGAAGUGCCGUCAUGUUUGAUUAUACAAAUGCCGCGGUUCGGCAAAAAUUUCAAAAUGUAUCCGAGGAUUCUGCCCUCACAGCUGCUGGAUGUCACCGAUAUCAUUGAGGACUCUCCCCGCCAAUGCUCCGUAUGUGGCAAGUUAGCCGAGUAUGAGUGCCGCGAUUGCUAUGGUGUUUUGCAAGGUGGCGUUGGCCUGGAGAGCACAGCAUUUUGUCUCAAAUGCUGUGAUACUGUACAUAUGCAUGCACGCAGAACAAAUCAUACUCCAAAGAAAUUGUCUGUGCCGCAAGAUUUCCGUAUAAUGGCCGAUCACAUGAAUGUGCCGCGUUUAUAUAUGGAAUUAUUUGCUGUUGUCUGCAUAGAAACUUCACAUUAUGUCGCUUUCGUAAAAGCCGGUUCGGGUCCAGAUGCGCCUUGGUGUUUUUUCGAUUCCAUGGCUGAUCGUAAAGGCGAGAAAAAUGGCUACAAUAUACCGGAAAUGAUCACCGUUCCCGACUUGCCGCUGUGGCUGUCGGAGGAGGGCGCCCGCGUUGUCAAUGAGACAUCGACAAAUGACAAAAUGUUGCCGGAACAUGCGAAGCGACUCUUCUGUGAUGCCUACAUGUGCAUGUAUCAGAGCACAGAUGUGAUGAUGUAUCGCUAACGAGGAGAGUGCAAUCAGACAGACAGCUUUAAAAGUACAUACUUAACUAAAUUUUAGUUUUAUUUCUUUACAUAAGUAUAUUUGAUAUACCUACAUAAGCGCAUAUAUCAUAUUAAUAAUGUAUUGUUUUGCAUGAAAUGACACCAACAACAAAAAUUUAUAUUUAACAAUAUUCAUACAUACAAGUUAAAUUAAUAAAAUGAAGUAAAUAUCUAUUUUA
Bactrocera neohumeralis is the source of this 3575-nucleotide messenger RNA. It is a transcript of the gene CYLD, whose product is annotated as ubiquitin carboxyl-terminal hydrolase CYLD. The transcript is spliced from 11 exons. Gene Ontology annotation, cellular component: cytosol. Gene Ontology annotation, molecular function: K63-linked deubiquitinase activity; cysteine-type deubiquitinase activity. Bases 224 to 3355 code for a protein of 1043 amino acids. Gene Ontology annotation, biological process: protein K63-linked deubiquitination. The record is from RefSeq and is a predicted model, not a curated record. Lineage: Eukaryota; Metazoa; Arthropoda; Insecta; Diptera; Tephritidae.